This is a messenger RNA of Gregarina niphandrodes, 609 nucleotides long. RefSeq lists its product as hypothetical. The coding region runs from base 1 to 609 and encodes 202 amino acids. The transcript has a single exon. The record is from RefSeq and is a predicted model, not a curated record. NCBI's taxonomy places the organism in Eukaryota, Apicomplexa, Conoidasida, Eugregarinorida, Gregarinidae.
AUGAUAAAUAUAGUAGAGACGAGCGACGAAUAUGUGUCGACUCGAUUGCUUGAUGAAGAAGAAGGGGGCUCGGGGAGAAAAUCCCAACUGUUACCGGCGUUUUCAGAACACCUAGCUGGGGACCCAACGAUUCGUUGGACCAAGCCUCGCUUUACGGGUGAGAACGCUGCGAUUUAUGAACAAUGGAUACGUGACCGACUUGAGGAUCACACCAUUGAGACGGUCGAUAGAGCGAUGGUGAAAGCCAUCUUAAAUCCGCAUGUUGUUGGCAGACGAGUCACGCACAACUGCCAAUGCCUAUACCCGUAUACGAAUGACGAGGGCAAGUUCCCCAAUAUGCAAGCGAUUGGACCAGUGAUCGCAUGGGCGGCCGGACAACAGGAGAUCAUGAAGAUCGACUUGUCGAAGGCAUUCCAUGCCAUCCCCAUCGCGGAAGACCAAAUGAACUACUACUCGUUUCUCGGAACGGACGGCACGGCGUACAGGUAUGUGCGCAUGCCGAUGGGUGCAAUGUGUGCCCCAAAACACUUCGCAGUCGUAAUGAUGAAAGUGUUGGGACAGCUACAUGAUAUUGAUAAGACGNACGUAGAUCUUAUCAAGAUGACAUAA